GGGGCGUGUCCAAAUGCUACACUCCGCACUGUGUUUACUUCCGUCAAUAUUUCCAACGCAGCAGGCAGAAAGGCAGACUGGGUAAACGGCAAAAGGAGACGACUACGUGUCAAGAAACUAGCUUCGGUUAAAAUGCCUUUCUUGGGUAAGGACUGGCGGUCUCCUGGGUGGUGUUGGGAGAAGACGGACAAUGGCUGGAAGAGGAUCAUCUUGUAUGGGCAAGAAAAUAACAAUUUGGACUUUGCAGAACUGUGCAGUGAUGACAAAAACGAUAUGUUUGUUGGAGACGUGUGUGAACUGAGCAGUGUCAAGCAGCAAAAGGACCUCUACAACAACAGCACCAAGUCUCAAUUUGUAAAAGAUAAAUGGAUAUACGUGCAUAAAGUCAGCACAAAAGAAAGGCAAGGAUACAGCACACUUGGAGAAGCCCUUAACCGUCUUGACUUUUCCACUGCUGUUGAGGACUUGCGGAGAUUCAACUAUGUUGCUAAACUAUUCCAGUUAAUAGCCAGGUACCAGCUUACAUCUUUAAGUGGCGCUGCUCAAAAGAAUUACUUCAAUAUACUUGAAAAGAUUGUACAAAAAGUGCUAGAUGACUGUUAUAACCCACGCCUUGUCAAAGACCUACUGCAGGACUUGGUCUCCACGCUGCACAGCUUGACUGUGCAUGUGGGGAGAGUGGUCCUUGUGGGGAAUAUUAACAUUUGGAUGUCCAGACUGGAGACUAUCCUAAAGUGGCAGGAGCAGCUCAACAAUCUGCAGAUCCCAAAGCAUCUGUGUAAUGGCAUGUCCCUGAGUGACCUUCCCAUUCACAUGCACAACAAGAUCCUAGGUAAGCUGUCUGACGCCUGUGACAUCAUUAAUCUGGGUCAGGCCAUGCCCACGCUGCGCUUCCUCAGUGAGGACAAGAUACUGUGGAAAAAACUCUGCUACUUUCACUUCUCUGAUAAAGAGUAUCAUAAGAACUUAGUUUUGACCAAGAGUGACAACAUAGACUGGAAGCUCAUGUACUUCACAUUAAAGAAACAUUACCCCAUGAGAGAGCAAUAUGGGGAUACAUUGCACUACUGCAAGCACUGUCACAUCCUUUUCUGGCAGGAUCUACACCUGGCAUUAAUAUUCAAGGACUGGGGACACCCCUGCACAGCCAUUGACCCAGACAAGUGCCUCAUGCCCAUCUCCCCACAGGACUUUAUCACACUCUUUCAGUAUUAACCAAAACUGUAUAUGGGACUUUACUAAUGUAGUUAAAUACAAAGGGCUUCAAGCAAUGAUCAGUGAUUUUAUGUCCCUUAUUCAUCCAUUCCUGUGGGCAAAGUACUGUUUUUUUAAUGUUACGAAUGUUGGAACAAAUCUUCAACACAAACACAUGGAGGGAAAAUAACACAAGUAUUGCUUUGUAAGAAGUCAUAAUAUAAAAUAAGGAAUAAUGUGUUUUGGUUUACGUAAUGUGAAUAUAAUGACAGUAAACCUACUGACUCUGACUCAUGGUGUUUGUUUUUAAAACACUAUUAGACAUGUUGUGUUUGGGAUUUUAUGAAUGCAUGUCUGUUAAUGUAUUUACUGUAAAUUGUCAUGUUAAGUCUGCUUUGUGCAGUCACUUAAGAAAGAUUCUGUCAAACCUUUUUUUUUAAUAUUAAUUGUGUAACAAACAGGGAAACGUGCAAACACUAUUUAUGAAAAGAUUCACAUUUUAUACCCUUUUCUUAAACUUUUGUAAUCCUCUUUCAGCGCUACAGUGUGGUGGUAGUCUAAAAGGUACUAUUGUGAAAGUAACCAUAAUAAAAUCCUUCUUUUGAAA
Messenger RNA from Periophthalmus magnuspinnatus, 1801 nucleotides. It is a transcript of the gene fbxo25, whose product is annotated as F-box protein 25. The coding region runs from base 133 to 1215 and encodes 360 amino acids. Lineage: Eukaryota; Metazoa; Chordata; Actinopteri; Gobiiformes; Gobiidae. Gene Ontology annotation, biological process: protein ubiquitination. The record is from RefSeq and is a predicted model, not a curated record. The transcript is spliced from 11 exons. Gene Ontology annotation, molecular function: protein binding. Gene Ontology annotation, cellular component: nucleus; SCF ubiquitin ligase complex; cytoplasm.